AUUAUUUUGUCAAAAAAUUGCUCGUCUUCCAUCAUAAAAUCUGUCAUUCCAUUUUCAGCCAGCAGCAGUUCUAUACGUUUGUCGUUUUGUCCAUUUUAAAUAUGUUUCCGCAUACAAUCGAAAUAAAUGGUGAUUACAGGGAAAUCAGGUGUCUUCAAACAGAUCCUGUAAACCACGAACACAUGAUCAGUGUAGGCGCCGCUAUAAUAGAGCUACCCGACGAACCUCAAGACAUAUCUAUUGACGACCCAGAGGACUCAUUUUUUAAUUCAGCGAGGGAAUAUCCAGACGAUUUCAUUGGCGGCACAUUAGAUCCACUUUCCGGUAGUUAUAAAUAUAACAAGGAAGAAGAUUCUGAGCAUCCACUCGAUUGUAUUUCCAUAGACUCCGCAUUUACGGAGGAUUCUAAAGCCCCUGAGGACAAACGGACCAAGAAACGUUCGUUCAAUAAACGCAUCUUGUUGACGGUGGAGCGCAUCGACGCGAAAGUUAAUGAAUUUCGUAUGGAGCUGGGCAAUCAGUUGAAAUCUCUUCUUGACGAGAAUUCGCGUAGAAGAGGUUGGCAAAAUCGUGUGAAUAUGGUGCUGUCGAUGCUUGCCACUGAAAUGGCCAAUUAAGGCCAAUACAUACAGACACAUGCUGCUCAAUAGUUAUUUUCAAUUGACCACAAACAAGUGAACUGCACAUAUACAUACAUACAUUUGUAUUUUUUUAUUAUUAAUUAUUCUUUAAUUAUGAUUUUUUAAUUUUAUUACCUUUUCUAUAGUAUUUUCCAAAAUUUGAUUUUAUUGCUCUUCUUGUAUGUAUUUAUUAUUUUUAUUUAUUUCGUUUGUAUUUUAUUUGCUCAUACAUAAUUCUUGUAAUUGUUUAUAUAUUGUAGUAUUUGUGUAAUUCACUUGAUCGACAUAACCAUCCAAUAUUUUAGCUCUUCACAUAGUAUAUAUGUACCUAUGUAUAUAUAUACAUAGUAAACAAAAUGCACACUUCUAAUAAACCUAAAUGGACAUAGCAACAAAU
This is a messenger RNA of Zeugodacus cucurbitae (melon fly), 1017 nucleotides long. RefSeq lists its product as uncharacterized. The coding region runs from base 102 to 617 and encodes 171 amino acids. Lineage: Eukaryota; Metazoa; Arthropoda; Insecta; Diptera; Tephritidae. The record is from RefSeq and is a predicted model, not a curated record. The transcript has 5 exons.